This is a messenger RNA of Kickxella alabastrina, 741 nucleotides long. RefSeq lists its product as uncharacterized. NCBI's taxonomy places the organism in Eukaryota, Fungi, Kickxellomycota, Kickxellomycetes, Kickxellales, Kickxellaceae. The coding region runs from base 1 to 741 and encodes 246 amino acids. The transcript has a single exon. The record is from RefSeq and is a predicted model, not a curated record.
AUGAAGAUUAAGAACGCUCUCAUCCAAUCUCUUCUUCUUGGAUUCACUGCCUAUUCUCCUGUGUAUGCUGCCGUUGACUGGAAAAGCCAGUGUACGCGCACUGCCAUAACAAAAGAAUGGUCCGAAUUCCGUUCCGAGUUGGGUGAUAGUCUCGACUAUGUUGCAGAAAAAUUUAGUGACGAGACUCGCGGAAAACUUGAGGCGCUUCUUGGACCGAAUUUGGAUAUUCCCGAAGUUUUGGAUUUUAAUCUUUUGUUUAAAAUUUUCGAUAUUACUGGGUCCGAGUAUCUGGAAGUGUACCUUGCCUCCAUAAUCGAGUACUACGAGAUUGAUAAUCCCUGCACUAUCCCCGGCUCCCCCAUUAUUACGCCAAACCCCGACGAGAACGACGACACUCCCAAAAUUACUCCCGUUCCUACUCCCGUCCCCGAACUUACUCCUGUCCCUACUCCUGUCCCUGAAAUUACCCCUGUCCCUACACCUAAUCCCGAGGAAAGCGAUGGCUAUACUAACAGCUCCACUGAGAGCUCCACAGACAACUCCACUGAAAGCUCCACUGAAAGCUCUACCGACAGUACCACCGAGAGCUCUACUGAAAGAUUUACCGACAACUCUACCAAGACUACAGAGACCACGGAGACCAAUGGAUAUACAACUAGCUCCGCGCCCGUUGUUAACAAGUGCACCAAUCCAGCCACUAUCACUUAUAUUAGACCCCGCGCUCUUCCUACAUUUGUCUAA